Messenger RNA from Australozyma saopauloensis, 780 nucleotides. RefSeq names its product chorismate mutase (gene ARO7). Gene Ontology annotation, cellular component: cytoplasm. The record is from RefSeq and is a predicted model, not a curated record. Gene Ontology annotation, molecular function: chorismate mutase activity. Lineage: Eukaryota; Fungi; Ascomycota; Pichiomycetes; Serinales; Metschnikowiaceae. The coding region runs from base 1 to 780 and encodes 259 amino acids. Gene Ontology annotation, biological process: chorismate metabolic process; aromatic amino acid biosynthetic process. The transcript has a single exon.
AUGGAUUUCAUGAAACCAGAGACAGUACUCAACUUGAACAACAUUCGUACCUCUCUCGUGCGUAUGGAAGACACCAUUGUCUUUAAUCUCAUUGAAAGAUCCCAGUUCUUUCUGCUGCCCAGUGUGUAUGUCAAAGACAAGUACCCCAUAGAAGGAUAUAGCGGAUCAUUCAUGGAGUGGAUUUUGCUCCAGACGGAAAAAGUUCAUUCCCAGGUGCGUCGUUAUGAAGCUCCUGAUGAAAUUGCAUUCUUUCCUGACCAGCUUCUCAAGCCAUUGCUUCCAUCGUUGAAAUAUCCGCCAGUAUUGGCGCUGUACAGUUCUGAAGUGAACUACAAUCAAGAAAUAUUGGACUUCUACGUUAAACACAUUGUUCCUGAGGUUUCAUGUGGUCAGGGUGACCAAGAGGAGAACUCUGGCUCUGUGUCUGUGUGUGAUGUGGAAUGCUUACAGGCGCUUUCCAGAAGAAUCCAUUUCGGUAAGUUUGUGGCCGAGGCCAAGUACAGAGCGGAUCCUGAAUUGUACGACCGCUUGAUUGCUGCUCGCGACGUUGAAGGCAUUGAAGGCUCCAUCACCAACAGCACCGUGGAGGCCAUGAUCUUGGAGAGAAUCAAGACCAAGUGCGAAACAUUCGGCACAGAUCCCAGCUUGAAAUAUUCGCAGAAACAGCAACUGAAGGUCAAGCCGGAGCUAAUCGUUGGCUUGUACCGAGACUAUGUCAUUCCAUUGACCAAGAAGGUCGAGGUGGACUAUCUUUUACGUAGACUUCCAGACAACAAUUGA